This is a messenger RNA of Tripterygium wilfordii, 4366 nucleotides long. Its product is annotated as protein PHYTOCHROME-DEPENDENT LATE-FLOWERING-like. The coding region runs from base 137 to 4063 and encodes 1308 amino acids. Gene Ontology annotation, molecular function: transcription coregulator activity. The record is from RefSeq and is a predicted model, not a curated record. The transcript has 12 exons. Lineage: Eukaryota; Viridiplantae; Streptophyta; Magnoliopsida; Celastrales; Celastraceae. Gene Ontology annotation, cellular component: SAGA complex. Gene Ontology annotation, biological process: regulation of transcription by RNA polymerase II.
UUGCUCUAAACACAGGUAGGGAACCUGACAACGCUUUAACUUAUAAGCUUGAACCUGCUUCGAUUACAUUUUCCCCUAUCCUUUCAGUCACUCUCUCAUCAUCCAAAGACCAAGGUUAAGGUUUGGAGGAUUCUUUAUGGGUGUCUCAUUUAAGGUAUCGAAAACAGGCACCAGGUUCCGUCCGAAGCCUUGUCUUCAAUCAGAAACUGCAAUUGAUGAUGGAUUGGAUUCGAAGGAGAGCUCACGAAUUGGCUUGAAAGAUGAGUCCUCUAACAAAAAGCUUGAGGUUGACGUUGCUAAUGGAUGUGAGGAUGUUCCUGGGGUCUCUGUUGCAUCGUUUGCUACCAAAGGACUUAGCAUACCUGCAGGGCAUGAGGUUUCUUUUACAUUGAACCUAUACUCUGAUGGAUACUCAAUUGGAAAGUGCUCAGAGAAUGAAGUUCAACAUCUGGCUGCUCUGCAUGAGGCUCCAAAGAUGUUGCAUCCAUAUGAUAGGACAUCUGAAACCCUGUUCUCUGCAAUCGAGUCGGGCCGAUUGCCUGGAGAUAUUCUGGAUGAUAUGCCUUGCAGGUAUAUUGAUGGGAGCCUUGUUUGUGAGGUGAGAGAUUAUCGAAAAUGUGCAUUGGUAGAUGGGUCAACUGUUCCUUCAACUGAAUAUCCACCAGUGGUGCAUAAAGUGUGUCUCAAAAUGUCAUUGGAGAAUGUAGUGAAGGAUAUCCCGCUGAUCUCAGAGAAUUCUUGGACUUACGGUGAUCUGAUGGAAGUAGAGUCCCGAAUUUUAAAGGCAUUGCAACCGCAGCUUUGUCUAGAUCCUACUCCCAAAUUGGAUAGAAUCUGUAGCAAGUCAGUUGCCUUGGAGCUGAAUUUGGAUAUGUGCAGUCUGAGGAGAAAACGGUUGAGGCAGAUUCCUGAAGGGACAUCUAAUAAUACAAUGCAGGUGAAGAAAGCUUGCAUUGAUCGGAUGCCAGAAAGCUCUAGGUUGGGAGAUUCAAGCAUGAUUUCAGGCAAUAUGAUGUCGCAGAAUAUCCAUGAGAACUUGACUGCUCAAAAUAUUGGUCCAAAUAAUCUGUUAGCCUUAAGUCACAAAAACUUUGCUCCAGAUGUUUCUGUGGCGGCACUGCCUUUGGUAUCGCAAUCAAGGUAUCACAUUGGGGCAGGGACACCAAGAAGUAUGCAAGAUCAUGGGCCUGUUGUUAGUUCGUCAGGAAUUUCCCCUUCAGCUCAGGACACUAUGAUAGGAUAUGGAGACAAUGCGAACUCGAAUGCUUCACUUCUUGGGAAGAGGGAGAAUCAAGAUGGGCAGCUGUCAGCAUUAUCCAAUUUUAAGAGAGCAAGGCUUGCACAAAUCGGUGUUGAUGGAUUUCAACAGCAUCAGAUUGGGGCACAUAUGGACAGCUUCAAUGGAGCAGAUGCGAACUGGAAGAAUUCAUUGUUGCCGCAGCAAGCAAUGGCAAGGGGAAUGCAAUAUACAAAUGCUGGCAUUCAAAAGUAUAACCAGCAGGCAUUUGAAGGGAUUCUGAACCAGGAGACUGGGCCAGCACCAUUCACCGCAGGACAGCAGGGCUUGAGAUAUGGUGCCAAAGAGGAGCAGUUUGAGAUAGAAAAAUUGGAUGGGCCAGUUCAUCGGGUUAAAAAAGACGUGCAAAUUGUGGAUACAGAAACAAGCCAUUUGGAUCCGCAACGAGUUCAGCAAAGAUUGCCUCAGCAUCCAUUAAUGAGAUCUGGCCUCUCACAGACAGCCUGGAAUAAUCUCACUCAGCAUCUUGAGAAAGAUCCUAGGAAAGAGGAUAGUUUUCAGAAAAGAAAAUCAGCACAAAGUCCCAGGUUAUCUGCCGGUGCUUUGGCCCAAUCUCCUUUAUCUUCCAAAUCAGGGGAACUUUCUAGUGGUUCAGCAGGACCUCACUUCGGACCGGCUAUGACUAGCGCAGCACUUGGAGCAUCACAUAAAGAUAAAGCUACAGUAAAUUCAGUUCCAACAGUUGGUGGUACCCCGUCUUUGACUUCAAGUGCUAAUGAUUCCAUGCAAAGGCAAACAGCACCUCUAGUUGCAGCAAAACGACGGUCAAAUUCUCUCCCUAAGACUCAGGCAAUGAGUGGAGUUGGCUCUCCUGUAAGUGUUAGUAAUAUGAGUGUCCCAUUAAAUGGAAAUAGUCCUUCUGUUGGAACCCCACCUUUGGCAGAUCAAUCAAUGCUUGAAAGGUUUUCGAAGAUUGAAAUGGUGACCAUGAGGCAUCAACUCAAACCCAAAAAGAUUAAAAUUGAUGACAACUCCAUCAGAAAACCCAAAAUAUUUUCACCUCAACAUCUAUCGACUUGUCUCUCCAAUUCAUCCAAUAAUGAGGACUUCAAAGAUGACGUCAAUGUUUUGUCAAACUCACUUGUUGGUGGCAGCACCAAUGUUUGCAAGAUGAGAAUCAUAAGUUUUAUCCAUGGGGAUCGUGUCGGAAACGUCGUUUCUUAUGUUCCUAGAGUACAAAGUAGAAUGUUUAUGACAGAGAAGCCUAAUGAUGGUACCGUGGGAUUGUAUUACGGAGACCUGGAUGGUGGUGAUAUUCUGAUCGUAGAUGAUGAUCAUUUACUCGCAUUGCCCAGUACUCACUAUGCAGAUUUGCUUGCAGCACAGUUUUGUUCAUUGAUGAUACGUGAAGGGUAUCUUGUGGAAGAUCAACUCAAACGAAGACCACCACGGAUAAAUCUUGCUUCAAGUAGUCAACAAAUCGUUGCUGGGAUACCUCCUAAUAGUCCAGCAGUGCAGAUGCAGCAAUAUACAGAAGCAGUUGCAGGUCAACCACCGAAUGAAGUUGCAAAGCCAACUAACAGUGGUAACUCAUCCGUAACUUCAUCUCACUAUCUUGUAGCAAGCGCAAGAAUGCUGCCUCCUGGACCUCAGGCCUUACAGAUGUCACAAGGUCCAUUAUCUGGCGUUUCAAUACCGACAAGGCCACAACAGCUUGAAACACAGCCAUCACUUCACCUACAGCAUCAACAGCAACACCAGCAAAAUCAACAGUCUCUGAUUCAACAACAACAUCCACAGUUCCAGAGAUCACAAAUGAUGCUUCCUUCAAAUCCUCUCUCACAGUUGAAUGGAAUUGGCCAGAAUUCGAACUUGCAGAUGGGUAAUCACAUGGUCAACAAGUCUACCGCUCUCCAACUUCACUUGUUACAGCAGCAACAACAGCAGCAACCGCAGCAGCCACAACAACAGCAGCAACUGCCAAAUCUGAUGCAGAGGAAAAUGAUGGGACUUGGAGGGCCAAUAGGUAUGGGGAGUAUGGCCAACAACAUGGUUGGGCUAGCAGGCCUGGGAAAUACCAUGAGCAUGGGAGGUGCUAGAGGAGUGGGAGGAACGGGAAUCUCAGCCCCAAUGGCAUCUAUUUCUGGUAUGACUAAUGUGGGUCAGCAUCCAUCGAGUAUGAACCAGGCUUCAAAUAUUGGUAACACUCUAAGUCAGCAAAUUAGAUCUGGUCAACUGCAAGCAGCACAAGCUGCUGCUUUCAUGUCAAGAUUGAAGAUGCAGAACCGAGCUGGCAUGUUGGGAGGCUCCCAGGUGGGCAUGGGCGGCCUGUCAGGGGCUAGACAGUUGCACCCUGGCUCUACCGGUCUUUCCAUGCUGGGCCACCCCAUGAACAGGCCUGGCAUGAAUCCUAUGCAAAGGACAGGCCUGGGGCCAAUGGGUCCCCCAAAGUUGAUGCCCGGGAUGAAUCUCUACAUGAACCAACAGCAGCAGCAGUUACAGCAACAGCUGCAGCUAGAAACAUCAUCACCACUACGGGCUGUUGUUUCUCCCUCGCAGGUAGGCUCACCAUCAACCUUGGGAAUGACACAACUGAAUCAGCAACCGCUGCAGCACGCUAGCCCUCAGCAAAUGAGCCAGCGAACCCCAAUGAGUCCUCAACAGAUUAGCUCCGGGGCUGUUCAUCCCAUUAGUGCUGGUAAUCCAGAGGCUUGCCCUGCCAGCCCACAAUUAAGCUCUCAGACCCUCGGCUCAGUUGGAAGUAUGACAAAUUCUCCUAUGGAGCUGCAAGGUGCGAACAAAAGCAACUCCGCUGGUAAUGCAUAGCUUAUCGGUUUAUUUGGGCGCCCCUGUUCGACCAAUUAAUCAUCUGCUUCAGUCCAAAAACAUGCCAUCUUUUUUUUUAUUCAGUUCAUGCCAAAGGGCGGAGAAGAAGAGUACAUUGUCUUGAUGGAAUUGGUUAAAAGUAUUUUUUUUAUGUAUUAAUAAGGGGGAUGGCAUUUCAGAGAUGUAAGUAGUCAUUAAGCCCAAUUCUAAGAGAAAAGGGGUAACUGCUCCAUCAGACUCUUUUGGAUAUAUUUUUGGGCAACUUUAAUCAAGGAUAGUUGAGACCAUUAACAGUUUUGAAUA